CCAUGGUGAAGCUGGGCUAGGUUGGGAAAGAGACGACAGAGAACGCGUACAAGGACUCUGGGACCAGCAGCUCCCAGCCCGCGCUGCCGCUUUAAAAGGCCCCAGUGUCACACGUGACGGGGCGUGGCCCACACCCCCGGGCCCGAAAUAGGAAGCCCCAAGCAGGCCCUCCCUCGCCGGGGGCUGGUCGCCCAUCCCCCAAUGCUCCCAGGGGUGAAGUGGCAGCCGGUGGCACCCAGUUUGCCUACGUCAGCGCGGGUCCCGGGCUCCGAGUCCCUGCCCCGGGCUGGUAAGCCCUGCUCCCUUCCCUGGCCUCAAGGCGCUCUUCGGAAUCUGAGAAGGAAGCAGUUGGGGGCACGGUGCCCGCGAGCUGGGGCGCAGGCCACCGACAUCCGUCCCCUGGUCCCUCUCCGAGUUUGGGGUCAGAACAAAGAUGAGAAACCAGAGGAGAAAGGAAACUCGCCCUUGGGCAUGAUGCCCACGCCGGGAAAGCGCUGGCCGACUCUUGGCGGCGCAGGCAUCAUCUCGAUCUUCAUUUUACAGCAACCACAGGCUGGAAAGAUGGAGAAGAGGAGAGAUGAGUAACCAGGAGAGAGCCAAUGAGAUGGGCCGGCAGCACCGGAUGAUCCGUGGGGCCAUGGGAAGGCGGGCGGCGGAGGCCUACUCAGCAUCUUCAGCUGUUCCCUGGCCCUCCCUGCCAUCUGGACGCCUCCGCUAGGGGAUGUGCUGUUGGCACAGGAGAGAUGCGAGAGGUAGAGGCCAAAGAAGCUGAGCUCGGAGGCUCCAGUGACCCAGGGAUAUGGAGACCCUCCCUUUACCCCUUCAGGGCCUAAGUCUGUGGAUGCUGACCACCCUCAGCCCACCCCCAAUAACUGGGAAUUUUCCUCUUUGGCUAGUUAUGGUGGUGAGGUUCUCUGCCUCUGCCUGCCAUGAAAUCAAGUCUUGAACAACCUUUCCCUCCACACCCUCAUACCCCUGCCUUGGUGCAGGGUCUGUUCAGAAGCAGUAUCUUUGGGAAGAGGUCUGGCUUCUAAAUCCCAAGCCUGCCACUUACUAGCUAGAGACUCAGAACUAGUGCCUUCCCCCUUUUGAGUCUCCUUUCCUCCCAAAUGGAGGGAGGCCAUCUACUUUUCUGAAUUGUCAUGAGGAUGGAAAGAAAUAACAGAUGGUAAGCCUCACACACACUAACAAUGAAUGGUGACCCCUCACCCCUUCUCCUUUCUGGGUCUCCUCCCCAGGGCAGUUGACCCAGCAGUGCUCAAGAAUAAACCAAGGCUCUUUGAGACCCAUA
Capra hircus (goat) is the source of this 1291-nucleotide messenger RNA. RefSeq lists its product as uncharacterized. The transcript has 2 exons. The record is from RefSeq and is a predicted model, not a curated record. Bases 202 to 585 code for a protein of 127 amino acids. Lineage: Eukaryota; Metazoa; Chordata; Mammalia; Artiodactyla; Bovidae.